Messenger RNA from Xyrauchen texanus (razorback sucker), 4753 nucleotides. RefSeq names its product platelet-activating factor acetylhydrolase 1b, regulatory subunit 1a (gene pafah1b1a). The transcript is spliced from 11 exons. Gene Ontology annotation, biological process: endoplasmic reticulum to Golgi vesicle-mediated transport; retrograde vesicle-mediated transport, Golgi to endoplasmic reticulum; intracellular protein transport. The record is from RefSeq and is a predicted model, not a curated record. The coding region runs from base 340 to 1572 and encodes 410 amino acids. Gene Ontology annotation, cellular component: COPI vesicle coat. Gene Ontology annotation, molecular function: protein binding. NCBI's taxonomy places the organism in Eukaryota, Metazoa, Chordata, Actinopteri, Cypriniformes, Catostomidae.
GUACAGGCGAAUGCGGCGCUGCAAGGAGGCAGACCCCGAGACUUGAGCCCCCAUUUUUGACACGAAAAUAAGUAUUAAUUCGUCUCUCAUCUGCGUCUUAUGAGGAUAAGCAUUCAGAGCUGACUCUCUAGGAUGCAAUGACCGUCUGGCUGGUAGAUGCCUGAAGGCUGUCAAUGUAUGGUGUUCCUGAAGAAAGCCUUUAAGGAGAAGUGUAUUUGUGUUAUCUGCACACCAACGUGAGAGCCACACCUUGUGUCCAUAUCUCUGAUCUCCUGCCAAGGGAGACAGCAGUUGCUGCACGCUCUUCACCUGCCCCCCUGCCCCGUCCCCACCGCCACAAUGGUGCUGUCACAGAGGCAACGCGAUGAGCUAAACCGAGCAAUAGCUGAUUACCUACGUUCCAAUGGAUAUGAAGAGGCAUAUUCCGUUUUCAAAAAGGAGGCGGAAUUAGACAUGAAUGAGGAAUUGGAUAAGAAGUAUGCAGGCCUUUUGGAAAAGAAAUGGACUUCUGUCAUCAGAUUACAGAAAAAGGUGAUGGAAUUAGAAUCGAAAUUGAAUGAGGCAAAAGAAGAGAUCACUUUAGGUGGGCCAAUUGGACAGAAGCGAGACCCCAAAGAAUGGGUCCCCCGUCCCCCUGAGCGAUAUGCCUUGAGUGGCCACAGGAGUCCUGUCACCAGAGUAAUUUUCCAUCCUGUCUUCAGUGUUAUAGUCUCUGCCUCAGAGGAUGCAACAAUAAAGGUAUGGGACUAUGAAACGGGUGACUUUGAGCGCACCCUUAAGGGCCACACAGACUCUGUGCAGGACAUCUCCUUUGACCUUACUGGAAAGCUGUUAGCCUCCUGUUCAGCAGACAUGACUAUUAAGCUUUGGGACUUCCAGGGCUUCGAGUGUAUCAGGACCAUGCAUGGACAUGACCAUAAUGUUUCAUCUGUAGCUAUUAUGCCCAAUGGAGAUCAUAUAGUUUCAGCCUCAAGGGAUAAAACCAUUAAAAUGUGGGAGGUGGCCACUGGGUAUUGUGUGAAGACGUUCACUGGCCACAGAGAGUGGGUACGCAUGGUGCGGCCCAACCAGGAUGGGACCCUAAUUGCCAGUAGUUCUAAUGACCAGACAGUGCGUGUUUGGGUGGUGGCCACGAAAGAAUGCAAGGCUGAGCUGCGGGAGCAUGAACAUGUGGUGGAAUGCAUUUCUUGGGCCCCUGAAAGUGCCCAUCCCACCAUUCUGGAAGCGACGGGCUCAGAGACUAAGAAGAGUGGUAAACCUGGACCUUUCCUGCUGUCUGGUUCCAGAGACAAGACUAUCAAGAUGUGGGAUGUGAGCAUUGGGAUGUGCCUUAUGACACUGGUUGGCCAUGAUAAUUGGGUGCGUGGGAUUCUUGUGCACCCUGGUGGAAAGUUCAUUGUGAGCUGUGCUGAUGACAAGACGUUAAGGAUCUGGGACUACAAAAACAAGCGCUGCAUGAAGACCUUGAGUGCCCAUGAACAUUUUGUUACCUCUCUGGAUUUCCAUAAGUCUGCUCCAUACGUCGUCACCGGCAGCGUAGAUCAAACAGUAAAAGUGUGGGAGUGUCGCUGAACAUACCUCCAGGACCCUUCACAACUCCUCCAUGGUCCCCUCCACACCCUCCUGACCCAUUCCACCCCCCUCAGCUUCCUCCUGCUCUUCUGAAUGCACUCAAACACCAUGGUUAUCACCCACCAAGCUCUGGUUCAAUAACAUGUCCUUUUAUGUAAAUUAUUCUGGAUUUAGAGCUAUUACACGAAAAAAGGUAUUCUUGCAUGGUGAAUCCAAAACUGUAUACUGUAAAUUUACAUAAUGUUGUCUAGAAGUACCUUAGGUUUAACACAGGCUGAUCUUUAACUCAGCUCGACCUACCGAAGACAGAAGCUGACUGGGUUAAUGUAGGGCUUAUUGAUAAUUUAAUGACAGUGUCAUUUAUUAUUUGUCUGAUUUAUUUUUGUCUUUUUUUUUUUCUUUCUUUUUUUUUUUCUCCACUGUCUUAGUCUGUUUGUGCCUAGCCCUAAGACCUUUCAUGGGGCAAAGGCUACAGAAAUAACAUAUAAAUCUUAGGUGGAGAGUUGAUCUAUGGGGCUUGUUAUCAGAACUAUUCUGUAGCUUUGUUACAUCACUUCUUGAGUGUAUUUACCAUACUCUUAUUGUGGAUUUAGAUAACAUAUAAUGGUUGCAUUUAAGAACGUUUCAAAUGUUUUGUCUUGUAACCUUUGGGAAUAAAUCUUUGUACACUUGUCAUGAAACGUCCUACUGAGAAGUACAAUCCCAUGAGACAUGACUUUACACUGUAAGAAAGAAUUUUGCAUAAUUAUAGGAGUCGAUAUGUAUGAAACUCCUGCAUCCAAAAAAUAAGCCAUGCUGCUUAGUGGGCAGCAAGAGUUUUCCUUAUUUGCUCAAAAUCAGAGGUGGACAUAGCUUUAGUAAAGAUUUUGACUUUGAUGGUUAUCUGUCACUCAGGAGCACUUCAGACUCUUAAGCACCAGAAAUUAUUCCUCCAAGCACUUGAUUGGCUCUUGACAGUUGUUGUUAAUGUUAACACGGCAACAAUGAGCAAGGAUUUUUAUCCAGUUGAAGUCAAUUCUUCCUUGUUUUGAUCAGUUCUUGAUUUGUUUUUGGUUGUAUUUUUGCAAUGAUCAUGUUAGCUGGAUGAUUAAUUAUCUUAUGUUCAAAAAAGACAUUUGACACUGAAAUCACAAACCCUCAGUUUGGACCAAAGCAUGACAAGGGCUCAAAGUUUCCUCCAUUUGGGGAUGUGCAAAAUCUGUCUUAAAAGAGAGGGUCAAAGAUUUCCAUUGUGAAAAAAUGAAUGAUGGCAACUUCUUGGGUUAAGAUGAAAUUAAAACGACACAUGAUACUGUGGGAAGUUAGAUCUAAUAAACCUACGAGUUAAUGAUGAGUUAAAGACUAAUGAAAGGCUAGCCUCUGCCUGCUCUUUCUGUGUAAAGGGAUAUUCAUGCUGUGGGACAUAGAAAAAGCUCUUUGUACAACAUGUCUGUUUCUAAAAAGGAUGAUUGCUAGAGGUCCUGUGAACAUCCCUAAAAUUGAGCACCACUGGUGCUCAAGCCAUUAUUUAAGUCUGAUGAGUGGCACAUUCUCUGCUAUUCUGUUAAUAAAAGUACAAAUAAAUACACAAUGGGAAAUUAUUUGAUAAGUCCCAAUACAUGGAGAUAAACUAUUCCAUAUCUUUUAAGGAAAAAAAAUUGCCUUUGGCUUUGUGGAAAGACAAAAGCAAUUUAAUUAACUUGAACAUCCCUCUUAUUGUUAGAUCUUUUGUCCCAUCAGACUGAAGGUCCAAGAAAUGUAAGACUUGUUGAAAAAAAAUGCAUAAACGGAUAUCAUUUUAAUUCGCUUUUUCAUUCCAAUGCAAUUAUAUAAUAAAGAAUUUCACUGCUUAACCAUGCUAUUAUCAAGCGAUUUCCUGUUGUGCAUACUGGAUGUAACUGCUGCUGAAAAUCUGAUAUAAACUUUUCUGGUCUGUACCUGUGGUCGACUGGACACAGUGGCACUGCUGCAUGUAACCAUACUAAGGAAUGAGCUGUCUGGUGGGGCACCAUUGGCCACAUUUGAUCUUUAACCUUGCAGAAACAUGUUUUAAAGGGAUAGUUCAUCCAAAAAUAAAAUGUUUGCCAUCAUUUACUCACCCUCAUGCCUUUUCAAACCAAUGAGCCUAGGACUACAAAAUAAAAUGUUUAGGAGAAAGUUAGCCUCAAUCACCCUUAAUUUUCAUUGCAUAUUUUCUCAUACAAUGAAAUUGAAUGAUGAUUAAAGGAUAACACUGCCUUACAUCUCCUAUUAUGUUCCAUGGAUGAGACAGUUAUACAGGUUCUGAUCAAUUAGACAAUUUAAAUUUUUGGGUGAACAAUCCCUUUAACGGGACAAACAACCAAACUGGUAUCUUGGACAAUAAAAUUAGGGAACCGAUUUGUCAUCUGUGGUUUGAAGUAGUAAAAAUGUGCGUUAAGAGUUGCACCUCAAUGGUUUUAUGAAGACAGACAGACACCCAACCAGAUAGGUCAACAGACAUGCUAACUGUGGUCAUGUAAAGUAUGUGGUUUGUGCUUGUAUGAAGAGACAUUGACUGUUGUUUUUGCUAUUGGGAUUGUGGCAGACUGAGCAACCCAAGGGAAAAGUGGCCAUCACAAUCACUUAUUGAACUUAUACGCUUCCGUGUGUUAUAGAGCAAAGAAAUCCAGUAGAUGGUAGAAGGAAAAAUGUUGUAACUGGAAAGAAAAUGACAAAAUCUCAUCAUUUGUGUUGUACACACAUUCAUGGUGUCCAGAGUUGAUUGUUCCCAUCUGAAGAAAUCUAUGAAAAGUGGUACUCGCUUGUCAUUGGCUUUUUUCAAGACUCCUAGGGCCAAAGGUGUGAUACUAAGGCUAUCUGAAGAUUGGAAUCGCCUCUAAAAGAGAUUAGCAUUUCUUGGUUUGACAAGAAAAAUGAGAACCACACAGAUGGCAAGUCCUGUUUUUGUACGUCAGAAGACAAAGUUGGUCCCAAGCAAUCCCACUGCUUCACACAUUGGAUGGGCUAAUGUACAGACAGACAUGUGAAGCUGUCUGUAUGUCCGUCCUCCAGCCACAGAUCUGUUAUCAGCUUUCAUUUGUGAAUAGAUUGGAGGCUUCAGACUUCACAGCUUGAAUGGGACUCUUUGCUUUUUAUGGUAUCACUCUUCGCACAGCCAAUUGUUAACAAUAUAUCUGGAUGUUAUUAUUGUUUGCAACAUAAUUAAAGGAAAAAAUUUGAA